Molecule: messenger RNA, 1843 nt
Organism: Triticum urartu
Lineage: Eukaryota; Viridiplantae; Streptophyta; Magnoliopsida; Poales; Poaceae
Product: NAD(P)-binding Rossmann-fold superfamily protein
Biological process (GO): steroid biosynthetic process
Molecular function (GO): oxidoreductase activity, acting on the CH-OH group of donors, NAD or NADP as acceptor
Source: RefSeq, a predicted model, not a curated record
CCCAAGGGCAUUUGAGUGUAGUAAUUAGCUGUUGAUCUGCAAAAUUUACAAACCUGCCUGCCUGUGCCUUGGCCAGGCAGCUCUGCCCACAGGGAGGCAACCAAGAAUUUAAAGCGGCAACAAGAUCGUCGGCGGCGCCGGAUCCUGCUCCGCCUUGUUAUCUCCGCCCCGCAACCCCCACGCCCGAACCUGCAGCCGAGCCGAGAUGCAUCUGAGCGAGAACGAGGGGAUCGAGGGCGUGCGGUUCGCGGUGACCGGCGGGCAGGGCUUCGUCGGCGCCGCCCUCUGCUUGGAGCUGAUCCGCCGCGGCGCCCUGGAGGUCCGCUCCCUCGACCUGCGCGCCUCCUCCUCCUGGUCCCAGCAGCUCCUCGACGCCGGCGUCCGCUUCUUCCAAGGGGAUGUUCGGAAGAAGGAGGAUGUGGAGAAGGUCUUCCGCAACGUGGACUGUGUCUUCCACCUUGCUUCAUAUGGCAUGUCAGGGAAAGAAAUGGUACAGGCAGGACGAACAGAUGAGAUCAAUAUAAACGGGACGUGCAAUGUACUGGAUGCUUGCCAUGAGCAUGGUGUCAGAAGGCUUGUGUAUGUAAGCACAUACAAUGUGGUGUUUGGGGGAAAGCCAAUUGUCAAUGGCAGUGAGACGUUGCCUUAUUUUCCCAUCGAAGACCACGUUGAUGCUUAUGGGCGUAGCAAAUCGAUAGCUGAACAGUUGGUGCUGAAGAGCAAUGGUCGGCAAGCUAAGAGUAAUAAAGGUACCCGUCUUUAUACAUGUGCAAUACGCCCGGCUGCUAUCUAUGGUCCAGGUGAAGAGCGUCAUCUUCCAAGAAUCCUGUCUCUUGGAAAAUUGGGAUUAGCAUCUUUCAGGAUUGGGGCUCCAAAUGUGAAGACAGAUUGGGUCUAUGCUGAUAAUCUUGUUCUUGCACUGAUAUUGGCAAGUAUGGGCCUUUUAGAUGACAUUCCUGGCAGGAAGGGAACUCCUGUAGCAGCUGGUCAAGCAUACUUCAUAUGUGAUGGAGCGCCUAUUAAUAGUUUCGAUUUUAUCAUCAGUCCCUUAUUUCGAAGUUUGGGCUAUGCUGUUCCUCGAGUUACACUAGAUACCUCUGUUGCCCUCGCAAUUUCAAGAAUCAUUUUGUUCAUGUCCACACUACUCUAUCCAUGGUUAGAUAGUAAAUGGAUUCCUCAGCCUCUUAUUCUUCCUGCUGAAGUAUACAAGGUAGGUGUUACACAUUACUUUUCAUAUCUGAAAGCUAAAGAGGAACUCGGCUACGUGCCUGUGACGAGUCCACAGGAAGGCCUGGCCGCAACGAUCUCCUAUUGGCAAGAGCGAAAGAGGAGAGAGCUCGAUGGCCCGACGAUAUUCACCUGGGUUGCAGUAAUAAUCGGGAUGCUGGCUGUGUUCUCCGCCGCUUUCCUUCCACCCGUCGGUCCGCUCAAAUGGGUGCUCGCCAUCCAUCUCUUCGUUUUCCGCUCGGUGCUGGCGAUCCGGAUAGUCUUUGUGGCUGCGAUCGCGGCGCACGCGGGCGAAGGCGUCUACGCCUGGUUCCUGGCGAAGAAGGUCGACCCGAGGAACGCGACGGGGUGGUUUUGGCAGACCUUUGCCCUGGGGUUCUUUUCCCUCCGGUUUCUGCUCAAGAGAGCGAGAGCGGGAGCGGGAGCGUGAUUUGUGUGUUGUGCUUCACCUACUCUCUGGGAAUUCAGUAACAAUGGAUUCCAGUAGAAAUUCCCCAGCGGUUGUAAACCCCGGUGCUGUGUAAAAUGCCCACCCUGAGGUUUCUGUAAUGUACUGUACUCUAUCAGGCGUGCAUGUCCGUCGCCUUGCCAUGUUUUACUCGAGUUUGGCAUUGAA